GGAUUUAGAUGAUACGCUCGGCCCACAAAGUGCGAAAAAGCAUGUUACGAUUGAUUACCUUGCCACUUUGACAUCCGCUGGUUCGUCCAAUGGUGGAAAAUGGUAUCAUUAUUUGGCUUUUACCUGGCAGAGCUGGCCGCAACCACUCUCGUUCCUGCCGAUCCGGGAUUCCUUCGGUGAACGAGACCUCGGCUUCUUUGGUGCUGCAUGAGGGCUAAUUAAUCGCCGAAUCGCGUAGGUCGAAUUUGCUACACUCCCUACCAGAGAAAGACUGACUCAUUCAGCCUUUGAUUGAAACAUGGGAAAGAUUGUAAUUGACAAUCUGGCAAAAGUGCCUCGAUGUCUGAGCGAAUCUAUAACACGCUCGAAAGCGGAGUAUCGAAGGCUGGGGAACUCAGGCCUGAGAGUUUCCAAUCCUAUCCUCGGCGGACUGACUUUGGGCAGUUCUCGCUGGCUUCCAUGGGUCCUGGAUGAAGACAAGGCCUUGCAUAUCUUGAAGUCGGCUUAUGAUAGGGGCAUAAACACCUGGGACACUGCAAAUGUCUACUCAAAUGGCGAGUCUGAAAGGAUCAUCGGGAAAGCCCUACAGAAGUACAAUAUCCCUCGUCAGAAGGUCAUUAUCAUGACUAAAUGUUAUCGGGUCCUUUGCGACCCUGAAAACCAUGAUCCGGGGUCGACAGUCACCAUGCACCAUGCAUUGGCAGAUUCAAGCAUGGAUUACGUGAAUCAGUGGGGGUUAUCACGUACUGCCAUCUUCAAGGCAGUCGAAGGGUCACUGAAACGUCUGAAUACCAGUUAUAUUGACGUCCUUCAGAUACACCGAUUUGACCCAACCGUACCGCCAGAAGAAACUAUGCGCGCCUUGGAUGAUUUGGUGAGGUCAGGAAUGGUUCGCUACAUUGGUGCCAGCUCAAUGUGGACGUAUCAAUUCGCUACGUUGCAGCAUAUUGCAGAGAAGAACGGAUGGACCAAAUUCAACUCUAUGCAAAACCACUACAAUUUGUUGUACCGCGAAGAGGAGCGAGAGAUGAACUCUUAUUGCAACCUCACUGGUGUUGGUCUCAUACCAUGGGCUCCAUUGGCAUCAGGCAGCCUCGCCCGUGAUCCCAUUGAGAAGUCAAGCUCAGAACGGGCCAGAUGGAGCGCUCGUGGGUCAUUAUAUGACAAUGGUGUUGAGAAUAUUGAUGGAAUUAUCUCGAGGGUAAAAGAGAUUGCUCUCCAUCGAGGGUGGCCAAUGAGCCAUGUCAGCUUGGCUUGGCUUAAUCGGCGGGUCACCGCACCCAUUAUUGGGUUUAGCUCGAGUGAGCGCAUAGAUGAGGCUCUGGCUGCUCGUGGAAAGGAGCUUACGGAGAAGGAAGAGCGCUACUUGGAAGAAUUAUAUCUUCCCAGAGCCAUCCAAGGGCAUGAAUAAAUCAGGACAAAAUUGCGCAUCACGUGAAUUUACCAUGUAUAGUGUGUACAUUUUUCUUUUGUUUUUGAUACUGAGCGAUUACUCAAUAUUGCCCGGUAGAGUUGAGUAUAGAUCCAG
This is a messenger RNA of Penicillium brasilianum, 1528 nucleotides long. NCBI's taxonomy places the organism in Eukaryota, Fungi, Ascomycota, Eurotiomycetes, Eurotiales, Aspergillaceae. The record is from the annotation of a GenBank genome assembly.